AUGACGAUUAAACAAAAGGUCUUAUUCAUCGGGAAAUUAAACACUGAAUGUGUUGAAUAUCUUCAAUUCGCUAAACGCUUCGAAUGUAUUCAUUAUCAAAUCACAUCAAUGCAAGAAUUGAUCCAUGAUUUCCAACAUAAAUUAAGUGAUGUUGAAGCCAUAUAUGCCGGUUGGGGUGGGUUUGAUAUCGUAGGUGGAUUCAAUGGAGAUGUAUUAGAUUUCUGUCCUCCUCAUUUAAAAAUGGUGGCUAUUUGUUCUAUUGGAUUUGAUGGUUAUGAUGUUCAAGGUAUGGCUAAAAAAAAUAUUAUAUUAACAAAUGUUCCUUCUAUGAUUGCAUCUGAAGCCGUGGCUGAUUUAGUAUUAUAUAAUACUAUUCAAAGUUUUAGAAAUUUUAAAAUCUUUGAACAAAAUUUACAAGGGAAAUAUUCCAAUACUGGAACUUUAAGAACUUCUUUAGUUCAUGGUAAAUUUGAUCAAUUUACAGGUCAACCAAUUUUAAAACCCGUCAUUGGAAAUUCAUUUUCUCAUUCAGUUUGUGGUAAAGAAAUCUUAUCCCCUCGUAAACAUAAUGCUGUCAUAGUUGGGUUUGGAAGUAUUGGUAAAUUAAUCGGUCAUAGAUUAUCUGCUAUUGGAAUGAAUAUUCAUUAUAUUAAAAGAUCAAAAUUAUCUCCCUUUGAAGAAUUAGAAUUGAAUUAUAAAACAACUUAUCAUGCUAAUUUGGAUGAAGUUAAGGAUAUUGUUGAUUUAUUGAUCAUUGCUUGUCCAGGAUCUGCUCAAACUAAACAUAUGGUAAAUGGAUCCUUAAUCAACUCUAUCUCCAAACCAUUCAGAAUUAUUAAUAUCGGUAGAGGUUAUAUCAUCGAUGAACCAGCUUUAGUUGAUGGAUUAAGAAAUGGAAAAAUCUUAUUUGCCGGUUUGGAUGUCUUUGAAAAUGAACCAACUGUCAAUCCUGAUUUAAUCGGAAGACAAGAUGUAGUCUUAACUCCUCAUAUUGGUUCUUCAACUACUGAAAAUUAUAAUUAUACCAUGUGUACUGCCAUGGAAAAUAUCGAACAUGUCUUAUUAAACACCGGUGGAAAAAUCACCAAUGUUAAUUAG
This is a messenger RNA of Scheffersomyces coipomensis, 1098 nucleotides long. RefSeq lists its product as uncharacterized. Gene Ontology annotation, cellular component: cytosol. The record is from RefSeq and is a predicted model, not a curated record. NCBI's taxonomy places the organism in Eukaryota, Fungi, Ascomycota, Pichiomycetes, Serinales, Debaryomycetaceae. Bases 1 to 1098 code for a protein of 365 amino acids. Gene Ontology annotation, molecular function: glyoxylate reductase (NADPH) activity; hydroxypyruvate reductase [NAD(P)H] activity; NAD binding. The transcript has a single exon.